ACGCGCUGCACGUAAAUCGUACUAUUUCAAACAUGUUAUUAAGUUCAAAUAAAUAUAAUAAAGUGACGUCACUAUCGAUCAACCAAUAAAGCUAUGUUUUCUAAUCGAGGAAUAAAACAAAAAUCUUAAUCUCACGGGGUUCGAUAAAUCUUCCCGUGCGGAAAUAGUGAUACACUAUAUAUUUUUGGAAGCACGUCACGGGAUCAGAAGGCCAACACGAAUACUAGCUGUCAAAAAAUCAUUGUACCGAUGCUAAUUAUUUAAUUGAGUCAAUUUAUUGUGUGAGUUGCUGAUAAAGCCAAUUAAUUUGAUUAUUGAAGGAUGGAAAAACAAUCGUUGUAUCCAGGUGCUAACAAUCCUCCGCCUUACUCGGUCGCCACUGCACCAGUAGUAAAUACAUCAUGGCAACUACCUCCUGGUUACAACUCUAUGCAAAGUGAAGACUUGCCUACAUCACAACCACCUCCCAGUUACUACUCUAUGCAAAGUGGAGGGUCAACUUCAUGGCCUCCUCCUCCUGGGUACUAUCCUGGCACUGGUGCACCUAGUUCUAUGCAACCUACUUAUGGUUCUAUGCAACCUGCUUAUGGUUCUGUGCAUUCAACUACAAUAGUUCUGCCAAACACUGUUUUAGCUGGAGGAUGUCCCGCUUGCAGAGUGGGUACAAUGGAAGAUGAUUUUACAUGUCUGGGACUAUUAUGUGCAUUAUUGUGCUUCCCCUUUGGAAUAAUUUACUGCUUGUUAUGCAGAACUCGACGUUGCUCUAACUGUGGUGCCUACUUUGAUUAAUGUGUUACUACAUGGUAACAUAAUUUCAAUCAAGUUGAAAGCUAGAUGCAUUAUUAGGCUAAUUUUAAUGCAGCUUGUGUAUAUGGAAGCAUAACAAUAUGAUGAACUAAUUUUUUACUAGUGUUGUGCAACCAUGAGAAUAUAUUUAAGAUAGUUAAAGGAGAAUAAUGUUCUG
Habropoda laboriosa is the source of this 964-nucleotide messenger RNA. Its product is annotated as brain protein I3. NCBI's taxonomy places the organism in Eukaryota, Metazoa, Arthropoda, Insecta, Hymenoptera, Apidae. The record is from RefSeq and is a predicted model, not a curated record. The transcript is spliced from 3 exons. The coding region runs from base 322 to 789 and encodes 155 amino acids.